Molecule: messenger RNA, 2328 nt
Organism: Pelobates fuscus (common spadefoot toad)
Lineage: Eukaryota; Metazoa; Chordata; Amphibia; Anura; Pelobatidae
Gene: MTHFR
Product: methylenetetrahydrofolate reductase
Exons: 12
Coding region: 96-2015 (639 amino acids)
Biological process (GO): tetrahydrofolate interconversion
Cellular component (GO): cytosol
Molecular function (GO): methylenetetrahydrofolate reductase [NAD(P)H] activity; FAD binding
Source: RefSeq, a predicted model, not a curated record
GUGUCUUUUAACGCGCGUUCACGUGCCCAGGGAGCGCGCACAGCACCGGCAACGUGUGGACUGAGGAGCAGGAGAACCUGUUCAGAGGGUUCACGAUGGUCAACGCAACCAACAUGGACAGUGGCAGUAGCACAGAAAAUUCCAAGGAAAGCUCCCGAUGUUCUACACCGAUCCAGGAUAUUGAGAGACAUGAACGUCUCCAGGAUAAAAUGCGCCGGCGCAUAGAUGCUGGAGAUAAGUGGUUCUCUUUGGAGUUCUUUCCACCACGUACAGCGAGCGGUGCCGUCAACUUGAUAUCCAGAUUUGACCGUAUGGGCUCCGGGGGUCCUCUCUUUAUUGAUGUGACUUGGCAUCCGGCAGGAGACCCCAGUUCAGACAAGGAGACCUCCUCCAUGAUUAUUGCAAGUACAGCUGUGAAUUUCUGUGGACUGGAGUCUGUUCUCCACAUGACUUGCUGCCACCAAACUAAUGACGAAAUCACCAGAAAUCUUCAAAAAGCAAAACGUCUUGGAUUAAAAAACAUUAUGGCUCUGAGAGGAGACCCCAUUGGUGAGGAAUGGGAAGAGGAAACCAAUUGUUUCAAUCACGCUGUAGAUCUUGUCAAGCACAUUCGACAGGAAUUCGAUGAUUAUUUUGAUAUAUGCGUCGCAGGAUACCCCAAAGGUCACCCUGAUGCCGAAAGUUACGAGCAAGACCUGAAAUAUCUCAAGGAGAAAGUAGACGCCGGCGCUUGUUUUAUAGUCACGCAGCUCUUCUUCCGUUUUGAAACAUUUUUAAAGUUUGUCAAGGAUUGUAGAGAAAUCGGUAUCACCUGUCCGAUAGUUCCCGGAAUCUUUCCAAUCCAGGGUUACUGCUCCUUACGUCAGUUGGUAAAACUGUCCAAGCUGGAGGUGCCCCAGGAAAUUAAAGAUGUGAUCGAGCCAAUAAAAGAUAACGAUGCAGCAAUUAGGAAUUACGGGAUUGACUUUGCUGUUUCUAUGUGUCGGGAGCUGCUGGAUAGCGGGCUGGUAAACGGCUUGCAUUUCUAUACUCUGAACCAGGAGGUGGCAACAAUCACUGUAUUAAAACGUCUUGGAAUUUGGAUUGAGGACCCAAGACGUCCCUUGCCGUGGGCAGUUAGUGCUCAUCCGAAACGACGAGUAGAAGAUGUCCGUCCGAUAUUUUGGGCAUCCCGACCAAAGAGCUACAUUUACCGGACUCAAGAGUGGGAUGAAUUUCCAAAUGGUCGCUGGGGAAACUCCUCUUCUCCUGCCUUUGGCGACCUGAAAGAUUACUACCUUUUCUAUUUGAAAAGCAAAUGCUCUCGUGAAGUGUUGCUGAAAAUGUGGGGAGAGGAGCUGAGCAAUGAGGAAAGUGUAUACGAAGUCUUCACCAGUUACAUAUCGGGAGAUGUUAACCGCAAAGGACACAAAGUGACGUGUCUACCUUGGAACGACGAACCUCUUGCCUCCGAAACAAACCUCCUGAAGCAGGAGCUACAGAAAGUAAAUAAAAGGGGAAUUCUAACGAUCAACUCCCAGCCCAAUGUGAAUGGAAAACCUUCCAAUGACCCGACGUUUGGAUGGGGUCCCAACAGAGGUUAUGUCUUUCAAAAGGCGUACCUGGAAUUUUUCACCUCCAGCGAGAUGGUCACAGCUCUUAUUAAGGUGCUGAAGCGGUACGAGCCUCGUGUGAACUACCACAUAGUGAAUGUACAGGGUAAAAAUAUUACAAAUUCUGUUGACCUGCAACCGAAUGCUGUGACAUGGGGAAUCUUUCCCGGACGAGAAAUUAUUCAACCAACGGUGGUCGAUCCCAUCAGCUUUAUGUCCUGGAAGGAUGAAGCCUUUGCCCUGUGGAUAGAGCGGUGGGCGAAGCUGUACGAGGAGGAGACUCCAUCUCGAAUGAUCAUUCAGUACAUCCAUGACAACUAUUUUUUGGUCAAUCUAGUGGACAACGAUUUCCCCCUUGAGAACUGUCUGUGGCAGAUCAUCGAAGACACAUUUAGCGAACAUGAUAACCCAACGGAACCAUGACUCCUAUUACUGUGACUGUGUCAUGUGGCAAAUGUAGCUCUAAAAGCAAUUCAUAGAGAACUCACUACUUUUGGAAGAGGCAUCAGCUCCUACUGGCCUGAAUAAACUUAUUUCAUGGGACAAUCCCUCAAGUGUACAUUCUGUACAUUCAACUUGUAGUUACUGUUGCAAGACUUGAUAUUGCUGCUAGAAAACGAACUUUACCAUAGGAAUCGAGCAAAGGUGGAUACAUACCCACGAAAACGGAUUUCUUUUGUCUUCUUAGAUCCGGCCUCAUUGAUAUGUUUAACAAAUAUAAGCUUUUGGUGACUUA